Molecule: messenger RNA, 1011 nt
Organism: Daphnia pulex (common water flea)
Lineage: Eukaryota; Metazoa; Arthropoda; Branchiopoda; Diplostraca; Daphniidae
Product: cuticle protein 3-like
Exons: 3
Coding region: 184-930 (248 amino acids)
Cellular component (GO): chitin-based extracellular matrix
Molecular function (GO): structural constituent of chitin-based larval cuticle
Source: RefSeq, a predicted model, not a curated record
CUGUAUGGCAUGGAGAACUGCAGAUACAUAAGUGGAGCGAGCACUCUACACUUGUUACACUAACAAACUAACACUUUAACUCUACCCUAGUUGGCAAUAGACGGCAUUUAUACAUUCCAUUUGUAUACUCCCUAUAACACAGUAACGGACUGUUACAUAUUCAACAACGUACGAAAAAAAAACAUGAACUGGGAACCAAGAUUGAUCGUUGCUCUCGCUUUCUUGAUCGUGGCUUUUGCUGCACCACAAGGAGAGAAGGAGCUAAUUGACUUCGUUUCAUCCAUCCAUGAAAUGAACGCUGAUGGAAGCUACUCAUUUGAUUUCGAGAGUGAGGAUGACACCAAAGUCUCAGAGAGCGGCAGCCAGAAUCAAGUCGGACCUCAACCCGAGGAUAUCGGCACCGUUUCCCGCGGAUCUUACUCGUACACCUCUCCCGAUGGCGUCGUCAUCACCGUCAACUGGAUCGCCGAUGAAAACGGUUUCCAGGCCACCGGCGACCAUUUGCCCACUCCUCCUCCCAUGCCCGAACACAGGCUUCUCCGCCUUCUGACUUCUGGUGCGAACAACGUUGGUCGCAAAGCUCCUCCCAAAGGAUCUUACUCCUACAUAUCUCCCGAAGGCGUCACAUUGACCGUCAACUGGGUUGCCAAGGCAAACGGAAUCCAGGACACCGGUAAUCGUUUGCCCACUCCUCGCAUGCCCCAGCAGAGGCUUCUCCGCCUCCUCGCUGGUGCGAAUAACGCUGGUCUAUUGGCUGCUCCCAAGGGAUCUUACUCCUUCACCACUCCCGAUGGCGUCGUCAUCACUGUCAACUGGGUCGCCGAUGAGAACGGAUUCCAGGCCACCGGUGACCAUUUGCCCACUCCUCCCCCCAUGCCCGAGCACGUCGUCAGGAUGCUCGCCGACUUAAAGGCUGCCCGUCUCCUGUGAACUUGUUCUUAUACAUAACCCGCAACUAUUGGCAGAAAUCAUAAAUAAAAUACACAGCAAUUUACCUGCGGGUAAAAAGAA